GCGGCAAGAGGCUUUGGGUCGGGGUCAGGGGUCGAGUGUCAGAGCGGCGUCGUCGUCGGCGACGGCGGGGUGCAGGUGGAGAGAAGCGGAAGUGACCGAGGUCGCGCCCGGAACGUCGGACUUCGUUCCGAACAACCAGAAGAGGAUCCUAGAACGCAGGCGCGAGGUCGAGUAGCGGCGGCGCCGCCGAACGCGAUCCGCUUUCUCACCGAGAACUGACGGCGUCCUCGAACCGAGUUCAUUCGGAGGUGAAACAGCGACGACAACGACAACAACGACAACAACAAAAACGUCGAGGCCCAGUCCGACCACGAAGUUGGGACGCGACCCGAAUCCGGAGCUCCGCACCGCCGACUCUGGACGGGACCUCGACGCCGACCUCACUCGGGGGGGGGGGGUUCAACGCAGGACGCCGGCAAUCUUUUGACGGACCACCUGAGGCCGACACGACGCUGAAGCGGCAGCCGCUGCGCCGCGGCCGACAUGGACUUCGACUAUGAGGAGGAUAAACUGGGCAUCCCGACCAUUCCCGGGAAGGUCGUGAUCCAGAAGGACCCGCAGAACAUGAUCGGCAUCAGCAUCGGCGGCGGCGCGCCGCUGUGCCCGUGCCUCUACGUGGUGCAGGUGUUCGACAAUGCUCCGGCAGCGAAGGACGGCACCCUGAUGGCGGGCGACGAGAUCGUGGGAGUGAAUGGGAAAUCGGUGAAGGGCAAGACUAAGGUGGAGGUGGCGAAGAUGAUUCAAGCUGUGAAGGGUGAAGUGACCAUGUACUACAACAAGCUACAGGCAGACCCUAAACUAGGGAAGACCAUGGACAUUGUGAUGAAGAAGGCGAAGCACCGUCUGGUGGAGAGCAUGAGCUCGUCGACGGCCGACGCGCUGGGACUCAGCCGCGCCAUCCUGUGCAACGAUGGCCUCGUUAAAAAACUGGAUGAACUGGAACGCACGGCUGAGCUCUACAAAGGCCUGAUGGAGCACACCAAGAGGCUGCUGAAAGCCUUCUUUGAGCUCUCACAGACUCACAAAUCGUUUGGCGACGUCUUCUCCGUGAUCGGGGUGCGGGAGCCUCAGCCUGCCGCCAGUGAGGCGUUCGUCAAGUUCGCCGAAGCCCAUCGCAGCAUCGAAAAGUUUGGCGUGCGGCUGCUGAAGACCGUGAAGCCGAUGCUCAGUGACCUCAACACGUACCUCAACAAGGCCGUGCCCGACACGAAGCUGACCAUCAGGAAGUACGCCGACACCAAGUUUGAGUACCUGUCGUACUGCCUCAAGGUGAAGGAGAUGGAUGACGAGGAAUACAGCUACGCGGCCCUGCAGGAGCCGCUGUACCGUGUGGGCACCGGUAACUAUGAGUACCGGCUCAUCCUGCGCUGCCGCCAGGAUGCGCGCGCUCGCUUCGCCAAACUGCGCAAGGACGUCAUGGAGAAGAUCGAGCUGCUGGACCAGAAGCAUGUGCAAGACAUCGUGUUCCAGCUGCAGCGCUUCGUGUCGGCGAUGUCGCGCUACCACGACGACUGCAACGCGGUGCUCAAGGAGGCGGACGUGUUCCCCAUCGAGGUGGACCUGGCGCGCACCAUGCUCAGCUACGAGUCGCAAGGGCCCUACGCCGAGACCGGCCACCGCCACCGCCACGACGACGACGGCGACGACGACGACGAGGAGGAGGACAACAGAGGUGGCGACGACGACGAGGAGGGGGGAGGAGGAGGAGGCCAGGACGACGGGGCCGGGAUGAUGGCCGACGACGGGACAGAGGAGAACGGGGAGAAGCUCAUUGAUGACUUGUGAUGCGGUGGCGGUAGGAGGUUGUUGGCGGUGGUGAGGGUGGAGGAGGUUGUGAUAGAGGAGGAGGUAGUAAAGGUGGUGGAGGUCGUGCAGGCGGUGUUGGUGGAGUUGGAGGCGGUGACGGGGAACGGUGGUUGAGAUGAUGGAGAAGGAGGUAUCAUCGGUUUAUUGUUUGGUUACUUUUCUGAUUUUUAAUUGAAAAUUGAUGCACACUUGCUUGUGCAAGCCAGUGUGCAUCAAUGCAUAAGCCAGUGCGUGUACCCACGGGUACACGCAGCGGCUGCACCUCUUAUACCUACACGUACGUACAUGUAAAUAACACAUUAUAUGCACGUGCAUGUACACGCAUGUGUAUAACACGUACACCUGCACGUGCAUGUGUGUAACACAUGCCAAUUACACGCGCACGCAUUCCAGUAACACGUAUACCCUUAGCAUGCAUGGCACAUGUGCACGUGUCACCCCACAUAGAUUCUUCGAGGCGUGCAAGACGCACACGUGUACAUGCAUUCAUGCGCAUGUGUGCAACGUUCACAUCUGUACAUUUGUGCAUGCCUGAACGUAUAAAAGUGUAACGCACACACGUGUAUCCCUGUACACAUGUGCAUGUAUCGCAUGUUCACCUGUGCUAGUACGACUGUGUGGGAUGUGAACGUAGAUGUAUGCACAGGUGUAUACUGCACCUCUACAUGUGCACGUACGUACACAUGUAUAUCUGUGCCUAAAUUUAGUCAUGUAUGCAGUUGUCUACGUUAACUGUGCAUACAUGUGCAUUGCGUGUGCAUAUGCAUAUAACGGUAAAUCGUCGUGUACACGUGUGACACGUCCUGUGGUGUACAUGUAUGUAGACCUAUACGCGUACACCUGUGCACAUGGGUAACACCUACUGUACCUGUACACGUGUAUAUUAUGUACACGUGUAUAUUAUGUACACGUGUAUGUUAUGUACACGUGUACACCAUCUGCUUUGCUGUCUGGUUCGCCAGCAAUAACUUUGGGGGGGAGGCGGGAAGGGAGGGGGGCCGGAGGGGGGUUUAUUGUGGCUGGGGGAGCGGUCCUUACCCGAAGGCGUUACAUUUCUCUGAGUAAAUUAUUGGGCGGUAGUGGUGGUGGGGUGGUGGGUUAGGCACAGAUGGGGGCACCAGAGCGCACCCCCCCCCCCUUUUCUGGUCAUGCCGUUGAAUUAAAAAUGUUCGAAGGGGUUUCCUAAGAGGGGUUUUCCUGGUCUGGGUUUAUUAACCCCUUGACGUCCACGUGCAGUGGGUGAAUGUGUAAAUAUUGGGCAUAUCACUCCACAGUACUAACGAUAAUCCUUAAACUAAAUCUUGUGUCCGACUAUAAAGCUUCCCAAAGCUUAUUUAUGCUGCAUUUUCUGUAUUUUGAACGUUCAAUAUUUGGAGGUGAAACCCUUGAAAUGGCAACACUGGUUUAGUGGAAUAACAACUACCUUAAGCACAUGUUAGGCAUGGGAUGGAUGAUCCUGCGUGUGGACCAUUGAUGAUUUCUACGACUGUUUUGUGCAAUUGGUUUGCGUGAUACCUGCAGCCCGCUACAUUCAACACGACGUUAGCAGCGUAGAAUCUUGAAUAGUGACUUCGGAGUUGUGACAUUUAAUUGAAUCCCAAGGGGAUAAAUUGUUACUUGCCUAAUGUGUGUGUGUAUAUACUGUGUGUACGUGCGUUCACAACAACGAGCGGAGCACUGGGCGGCUGAAACGCAGCAACUUUACAUUGCGGAGCAGAGGUGGUGCACGUUCCAGUCAUCCCAGUCAAUCAACCUAUGGCACCUGGGUCUGUCCCGUGACCACCUUAAGGUGGCCCCAAAGUGCACCUAGCCUGGCACAAGCCCCGUGAUGACAUCACUGCCACUUAGUGGCGAACGGCAGUUGUUGCUGUACUGCGAACUACGUUCACCGAAGUCGGUUGUUAGUCGUGGUGUAGGGAGGAAAGCUCCCACGCUGCAGUUUCCACUGGGUUAUGGGUUAAUAUUAACCCACUAGCCAGGAAGGUUCUGUGCCGAGUGAAUUCAGUGGUUUAAAGAUAGGGCUAGGGUUAGUUUUAAUUGUUUGGGCUAUGAGGCGAGGCUUCGUGCUAUAGUUACAGAUGAGUGCUAAUAUGCCGAAGGUUAGGCUAAUGGUUUCGGGUUAAGAGGGGUAUGGAUAGUGCAAUAUUACAGCUAGGAUUAUAGUUAUACGGCGAGGAAGGCUUUGGGCUCUGAUAGCUGACAGCGUUCGUGCCCACGGGGUCCACCUUGUGUAAGGCUGGAGUCGAUGAGAGAGACCACGUCUCUGCGUCAUUGUCCUCACUGGAAGAGGCGGGGGGGGGGGAGACACGUGCCACAGGGCUCACAUUUGUUUAUGCGAAGUGGCGCGCGUGUGUUUGUCUUUGAGUCGCUUUGUUCAAAGCAACGACGUAGCUAAGGGAGUGGCACGUGUGCGGUAACGCACGUACGCGCGUGUGUGUGUGGGAGCGGUAGUGUGGGGGUUAGCGCUUUGCGCUCCGAACCCUGGCUACCUGAGUUCGAUUCCCGCUCACGGUCCUCAUUGGUGACGAUUAUCUGAACUGGUCCUGGGCCUAUCCUAGGUCGACUCAGCCUCAAUUGAGUACUUAGUGCGGUGUGUAAACAUUGCCACUGGGGAGAUAAAGGCGACCUGUUGUCGUGUUGUCCCCCCCCACCCACUUCUUCGUGGGCCGUUCCGGCCUUCAUAGGUGCUCGCUAACAGCACUUGCCCCAACAGUCUGUUAAGGCUAUAUGGGGGAUCUUUGUUACAGACAGAUCUCUUGUUCAGCCUUACAGACACGUGUUUGCAAGCACCUAUUUAAGGCUGGCAUAUUACCAGUUUAUUGGGUUGGUGUGGCCAGCCCAACACACGUCCUUCAUUAUAUUUGCCCUAAAUAGGUGCUCGCUUAACAAGCACUGGUCCCCAACAGUCUGUUAAGGCUAUAUGGGGGAUCUUUGUUUUAGGUUUUUUUCCCAACAACAAAAAAAACCUAAGACCACUACUGAUGCUGUUCUCUAAUGCAUAUCAUUCAAUAAAAAUGUUAUACUGGGA
Molecule: messenger RNA, 4834 nt
Organism: Petromyzon marinus (sea lamprey)
Lineage: Eukaryota; Metazoa; Chordata; Hyperoartia; Petromyzontiformes; Petromyzontidae
Gene: PICK1
Product: protein interacting with PRKCA 1
Biological process (GO): regulation of Arp2/3 complex-mediated actin nucleation; positive regulation of receptor internalization; dendritic spine maintenance
Cellular component (GO): neuron projection; postsynaptic density; trans-Golgi network membrane
Molecular function (GO): phospholipid binding; protein kinase C binding; protein domain specific binding
Source: RefSeq, a predicted model, not a curated record